Adineta steineri is the source of this 1119-nucleotide messenger RNA. NCBI's taxonomy places the organism in Eukaryota, Metazoa, Rotifera, Eurotatoria, Adinetida, Adinetidae. The record is from the annotation of a GenBank genome assembly.
AUGUCUGUUGGUGAAGAAUUUUCUUUUAAAAUACCGUGUUUAUUUCCGAUGAACGAGACAAUAAAUGAUACAAGAAAUUCAAAUAUUAUAUUAGAACCUCCACAAUCAGUUUUAAUUGCUUUUCAUGUUGGUCAAAUAGUUAGUAUUUUUUGUAUUAUAUUUGGUAUUCUUGGAAAUACUGUACUUAUAUUUGCUAUUUAUCGUUCAUCAUUUUCUCGUUUUUCCUAUGGUUUACUUCUAUUUUUUAUUGCUAUAUUCGAUAUCGUUCGUUUAAUUUCUACGGCAUAUUAUUAUCUUCUUCAAGCACAGCUUAUACCAUUAAAUUUAUUAACUGCAACUAUUUAUAUAUUUUUCUAUCGAUAUUCAAAAAAUAUUACAAAUUGGUUGAAAGUAUUUUUAGCAAUUGAAAGAUUACUUGCUGUUAAAUAUUGGAUUUCAAAUCGUUAUAAUAUUAAUUCAAAAAAUACAACAAAUAUUCAACGUUCAAGACAAAAACGUAUAUUAUAUUUAAUUUUAUUCUUAUUUAUUUGUACUUUAAUUAGUCAACAUCCAAAUUUAAUACCGAAUCGUUAUCUAUCAAUACAUCUUGAUCCUGUUCGUUUAUUUCUUAUGGCUAUACCUAAUCCUAAUUUUUAUUAUGGUCAAUAUUUAUUUGAUGGUGCUUUAUUUAUUAUUAUGAGUUAUAUUAUCAUUGAUGAUCUUUUACCAGUAACAUUAUUAAUUAUUUUUAAUACAAUUCUUCUAUAUAAACUUCGACAUUUACCAUCGAUUACAAGUCAAAAAAUAGCAGAAUCAAUAUGGAUUCUUCUUUUUCUUACUGUAUUUUCAAUAUUUGUUGCACCACGUUCAUUUAUUGUCUUUUGUAAUCUCUACGUUGAUCCAAAAGAUGUUAAUAAUACAAUUAUUGCAAUAGUAUUUCAUACAUUUCAAGGUCUUGAAAUGUUAAAUCAUGCAAUUACUGGUUAUGCAUGUUUUUUAAGUUGCCGAAGUUUACGAAAAACUCUUCUAGAUUCUAUUCAUACGAUCUGUAAACAAUUACAAACGAAAUCACAUAGAAGAGACAAUCCAACAGCACUGUAUAUCAUUGAACCAUCUAAUAUUGUCUCAAAACGACCGUAA